Molecule: messenger RNA, 1186 nt
Organism: Medicago truncatula (barrel medic)
Lineage: Eukaryota; Viridiplantae; Streptophyta; Magnoliopsida; Fabales; Fabaceae
Exons: 6
Coding region: 117-737 (206 amino acids)
Source: RefSeq, a predicted model, not a curated record
ACAGGGACAAUCUAUAAGAAAAUAAAACAAAAAUGAUUCCAAGACCUUCCCCAAAAUAUUGUUAGUCAGUGUUUAGUGAUAGUUUAUAGUUACGUUGUGAUUCUUCUUCUCGAAUCAUGGGCGCUUCAGAAUCUACUUUCUCAAAUGUACAGACGACGGAUGACAAAAUCACCACCGUAACGGAACGAUUGGAAACUUCUGAUCCCAUUUUAGAGCGCCUUAAAUCCCUCAAAAUUACGCCGCCGGUAUUGACUAAUCCUCCCACGGAGGGUAGUUUGACGGAUAUUUUAGUGAGGAGGCCUUCGACGUCGCAGGCUUCAGCUACAGUGAAUCCCAAGGUUUUACUUGAGCUCUUCUCAAUGUACCGUGAUUGGCAAGAAGAAAGGGUCGAAGAGAUAAGCAAAAAACAGGAGGAUAUAGAAAACAGAAUAGAAGUUGCUGAUGCUUUGGCAGUCAAACUUCUUCAGCGAUAUAAUCACUCAACGUCCACAAUGAAGAGUGCUUCACGGCAUCUAUCAGGAGUUAAUUCGUUGCAGGUAGAAAUUGGAGAGCUCAAAGGAAGGUUGACAGAAGUUAUCAGUAAUUGUGAUGCUUUGUGCAAGAGGAUUGAAGCAGAGGGCCCGGAAUCCCUCCGAUCAUCUAUCAAACCUUUUGCAAUUGCUAAGGCUGACCAAGAAAUUUGUUCAAGUUCAACUAGCUUGCAAACAGUUAAAAAAACAAGUCCACCUGGAGAGUAGUAUUUGGACUAACAGGUCUGAUUAUUGCUCACAUUUUCAGAAGCUUCUAAAGCUUUUGCAUCACAAUCAUGUGAUUGGCUAAUUUUUUAUGGGCCAUGCUUUGGAUGGAAUGCGUGAAUCUUUUCAUUAAUUGAGAUCUAACUCAUGGCAACCUUACAAAAAUGGGGCCACGUUACAUUGCUUGUAUAUUAGGGAGCUUUGAUACCCAUCAUCACCGACACCAAAAGUUUGGACUUGCUAAUUGGAUGCCAAAAAUUGAAAGAACGUCAUAACACAACACUAGUAUCAGAUGUGAAUCUAUCAUUUAAUUGUUUCGUUGUUUUUUAAGUUUUUGGUUUUGGGAUGUUCCCACUAUAGCUUACAUGAUCAUGUAAUUGUGCAACAUUUUGUUGUUCUCAUCAACAGUGCUAUUUAAACAAAUAAAGAUUGUUUUUAUCAAUGAAUCUAAA